AUGAUGCAGAAUAUUAUAAAAAAGACAGACGAAUUUCAAGAACGAGAUAGUGGAUGGGCGUUAAUUAAAAUUAUACAUUUGGAAAUUAACGUCAAUGAAUACAAACCUUUACGUGGUUCACAAUAUCUACCAUUACCGCUAUUUAUAAAAAAUAAAAAAGCAUGCAUCAACAUUAUGAAUUCAGAUGAAUAUUGCUUUAAAUGGAGUGUAGCAGCUGCAUUUCAUACUGGAAAUCACCCUGAAAGAACAUCAACGUAUAAGAUUCGAGAUAUUAGAGCGGAAAGAAUUACAUUAGAAAAUAAUAUUUCUUUAAAAUUCGAUGGGUUAACAUUUCCGCUUAAAGUUAGUGAUAUAAAAAUAUUUGAAGAAUUAAACUCAAAUAUCAGCAUAAAUGUUUUUGGAUAUGAAAAAGUGGAAACCAACGAUAAUACGUUCUUUCAAAUUAGUGGACCGUAUUAUUGUACAACAGAAAAAAAAGUGCAUCAUAUAAAUCUGUUGUUGAUAGAAAACGAAGAAAAAUCACACUAUGUAUAUAUAAAAAAUAUAUCCAGACUAAUCGCAUCACAAAUCAGUAAACAUAAAGGAACGGAUUUAAAACAACAUGAGCCUGAGUGUAACAGAAUUGUUACAUCAAUGCCAAAAAAUGAAAACAAGAUACUAAAAUUCAAAAACUUUGGAAAGAAAAUGGUAGUUCCUUUUGCAAUUUACGCGGACUUUGAAUGCAUUCUAGAAAAUAUCGAUACAUGCUCACCAGAUCCGAAGAUAUCAUCAACGAUAGAUAUCCAACAACAUGUUCCGUGCUCUUAUGCAUACUACAUUAAAUGCUCAUAUGAUGAUAAUUUAGAUGAAUUUCGCAUGCAGACUAAUCCUGGAUGUGAGAAUGAUUUUCAUUUAGAAAAUGGGAAUAUUAAUGUUAUACCUAUUAAUAAAGAAAAUUAUAUUUCUCUUUCUAAGUGGAUUGAAUACGAAGAAAAUAAAUUUGUAGAAAUUAGAUUUUUAGAUUCUUUUAGAUUUAUGGAUACCAGUUUAGAAUUAUUAGCUUCAUACUUAUCUGAUAGCGAUUUAUUAACUGUGAGAAAAAUGUUUACCGAUGUUGAAAAUUUUUCUUUGGUCAGACGUAAAGGGAUAUUUCCAUAUGAAUAUCUAAAUUCAUGGGAAAAAUUAAACGAUACUACACUACCAUCAAAAAUUCAAUUUAAUAAUAGUCUAUUAGAUAGUGUUUACUCAGACGAAGAUUAUGCUCACGCGGAAAGAGUAUGGGAAAAAUUUGAAUGCAAAAGUUUACGUGAUUAUUUAGAAUUAUAUUUAAAGAUAGAUGUGUUGUUAUUAACAGAUAUUUUUCAAAAUUUCCGUCAAGUAUGUCUGAAAAUAUAUUCUUUAGAUCCUUGUCAAUAUUUUACGGCUCCUGGGUUGGCUUGGGACUCUAUGUUAAAAACAACAAAAAUCGAAUUGGAACUGUUAACGGAUAUCAAUAUGCAUAAUUUUAUUAAAAGAGGUAUAAGAGGCGGUUUAACGCAAUGCAGCUUAAGGCAUUCUGUUGCUAACAAUAAAUACUUAGAGAAUUACGAUGCGAAUAAGCCAUCACAAUAUAUUAUGUAUUUAGACGUAAACAAUCUUUACGGUCUAGCCCAAUCAGAAUAUCUACCCCAUUCAAAUUUUAAGUGGUGUAAAAAUGUUGAUAUUGAUGUUUCAAAUAUAUCAGAUGACUCAGAGAUAGGCUAUAUUUUAGAGGUGGAUUUAGAAUAUCCAUCUUCUUUACAUGUUUCACAUAACGACUUACCGUUCUGUGCAGAAAAUAAGCAAAAUUCUAAUAUGAAACAGAAAAAGUUAGUAGCUGAUCUGGAGGCAAAAAAAAAAUAUAUCAUUCACUAUAGAAAUUUAAAACACUGUUUAAAACAUGGUUUAAUUUUAAAGAAAAUUUAUAGAGUAUUAGAAUUCAAUCAAUCUCGCUGGCUAAAGAGCUUUAUUGAUUUGAAUAAUUUUCAUAGAACCCGAGCUACAAAUGAUUUUCAAAAAAACUUUUUCAAAAAGCAAAACAAUGCUAACUAUGGUAAAACCAUGGAAAAUGUAGACAAAAGAAAGGAUGUGAAAAUUGUAACUGAUUGGGAAAGUAGUGGCCGCCGUUUGGGCGCUCGAGCUUAA
Molecule: messenger RNA, 2142 nt
Organism: Condylostylus longicornis
Lineage: Eukaryota; Metazoa; Arthropoda; Insecta; Diptera; Dolichopodidae
Exons: 3
Coding region: 1-2142 (713 amino acids)
Source: RefSeq, a predicted model, not a curated record